UCUUAUAAGGAGUUAGUGCAGGCUGAUGUCCCUAUGGAAUCUUAUAAGGAGGAGUUGCAGUCUGAUGCCCUGAUCAAGAAUCUUCAGGAGUUAGUGCAGUCUGAUGCCCCGAUCGAGUCUUAUAAGGAGUUAGAGCAGUCUGAUGCCCCUAUAGAGUCUCAUAAGGAGGGGUUGCUGUCAGUCUCCCCUGGUCCCUCAGGCCUUGGUGCUGAGAAGCAAGCAGUAAAUGAGAAGCUAUCACACCAUGAACAGACUGCGCAGAAAUGCGCCGUUAUGAACACGGCCAAUGGCAGGGAUAAUGCCAAUGUCAGUUUUGCAUCUGUGAUGAACAAGGACUUGAUGAAAAAUGCAGAGGCUGGAGCGGACCAGCAGGCCUCUCCUGCAGAAGAGUUUGCCUAUCUAAAGACCCGAAUGAUUUACCACAAACUGUCCUCAGCACAGUCAGAAAAAAAGAAAGGUCCCAUGAAAGUGAUGAGAAUGGAUGACACAGGAGCAGAAGAGCCCAGGCCCCAGGCUACCUCCCUCUCCCCUGAGCAGCCUUCCUAUUCCAAUACCUCAACAAGGAAGACACCACAGGAGAGCAGGCCGCCCUGUGAGGAUAAGGUUGUUUCAGCACAGGACUCAGGAGCUGAGGAAGGGACAAAGGUGUCAAAUGAUGACCUGAUGAAGGCAGAACAGGAAGAUCUUCAGAAGGCCUCGAGGGCAGAGGAAUGCAGCAUCCUGGCGAUGAAGUUAAAUGAACUAUCUGCCUCUAUAACCGAGAAGAAAUGCAAGAACACCCAGCAGCUCUCCAGCGAUCUGCAGACAGCUCUGUCUCUCCAGCAGAGGGCAGUAGAGGAGCGCGACCAGCUGGCUCAAGAGCUGAAAGCAGCCAGAGGUGUGUACACGGUGCUCAAGGCUGCAGUUGCGACAGAGAUGUCCAAAUCAAAGAUGGUCAACCAGCUUCAAGACUGGAGCCGUCAGGUCAAAGAGAGAACCCCACAGCUGGAGGAGAGCGAGGAUGCCCAGGCUGACCUCCAUGCUUCACUGCAGAGUGAACAGGAGAGGUAUGAGAAGCUGUCUUUGGAGUAUCAGGCGCUCCUCUGCUGGCUGCAGGACGUCACCAAGGCUGACACCAGUCAGAGCGGGGGACACCUGGAGAAAAACCAACAAGAGCAGCAGACCUCUAUUGUUCAUGGUGAUCACUCUGGAAAGCAGCCCUGCAAAUGUCAGAGCACCUUCCUUGAACCAGGAGAAGAAAUGGCAGCAUGUGGACAUGAGAACAUUUUGGUUGAACUCCAGAGAUUGGCCUCCAAGUAUGAAGUUCUCCUCUGUGACUAUCAGCGUCUGCAGGUCGACCACCAGGCUCUCAAGUCAGCUCAACAUGAGCUUGAGAGCAGCUCGCUCAAGAAGCCGGCCUGGGCCUGCACCCUGAAAAUGGUCUCAACCCAGACCGAGAGUGAGUCCGGUGGGCGCAUGGUGGGACCAGAGAUCCAGCCUGCACUGGGCCAGUUUCAGGAAGGCUCCCCAAAGGUUGUGGAGGGUCUCACAGAUCCGCUGGCAGAGCAGCAGGAGAGGCACAAAGGGGAGCUCUCCUCUUCCAUGAGUCAGCUGAGGGAUAGCACUGAGGUUGUGACCAAAGCACAGGAGCAGCUGAGUACUGACAACGUUGAGCAACAACAGGAGGAUCAGUUGACUGCGAUGGCGGUUCAAAACAAUGAGCUCGAUCAGGUGAAAUCAGACAACGCAGCUCUGAAGCAGGAGCUACAGGCAGAAAAGGACUGUUCUGCUCGCCUAAGGAGAAAGAUCGAGAAGAGAGACAGGAUGAUCCAAGAGAUGAAGGAGGCUAGGGCGAAUUCCUUGCUGCUGGAUCAAGGUGUAACCGAGCAGUGUUUGGAGCUGAUAAAACAACUGAAAACAGACAAUGCCAGACUGCACAGGGGCCUCCUAGAGGAGGCAGAUAGGAACAGGGCCUAUGAGGUUAAAACUGAAGCCAUCUUGGCCGAAAACAAACAGAAACUGGGCGCAGCUGUUAAGGAUGCGAUUACAUCUCAGAGGGAGGUUGAAGAUCUUAAGGCCAAACUCACAGCCAAAGAAAAAGAAGCAAAAGAAGUGAAAGAGCUCAUCAAUGACACAAAAAUGCCAUUCCUUAAGCAAUGUUAAAUGAAAGAAUACUAGAAAUGUGUUAAGUAACACUUCAGAACUACUGCAAAAGAAAAACACGAAUAGGCCUAUUUUUAAGGGACUGCUCCUAUAGCCUAGUGGCAAUCAUGAACAUCUACCUUUAUUCACAUUUUAAUAAAUGAAAGCUUUUUUCAACAUUGUCACUAUAUAAUGAUAGAAUAUUGAAAAUGUUUUAUGUACACUUUGGAGCCAUUGUUUUAUGACAGAUAUAAUAGGCCUAUAGGUCUACUAUUGUUAAAGGGAUUAUUCAAUCAUGAAGAUCAAAUUUACCAAAACAUAUAUAUUGAAGUUAUAUA
Molecule: messenger RNA, 2459 nt
Organism: Engraulis encrasicolus (European anchovy)
Lineage: Eukaryota; Metazoa; Chordata; Actinopteri; Clupeiformes; Engraulidae
Product: kinesin heavy chain-like
Exons: 4
Coding region: 34-2142 (702 amino acids)
Source: RefSeq, a predicted model, not a curated record